AUGCGCGUCGCGACCUUUUUCGGCGCUUGUGCGCUCGCCGCCUCGUCUUUCCUCGUCGAGGCCAGGUCCGCACAGUAUGCGGGCGUGAAGGUGCCAGAGAUGCCGCGCCCGCGUCGUGGCGAUCUGCUGAAGAAGCUCUCUGCCCCGGUCGAGAAGCGCGCCGCCGAUUACAUCAUUCCUCAGAGUGCGAACACCACAAAGUUCGCGGUCAAUGGCUCCGCCAUUCCCGAGGUUGAUUUCGACGUUGGCGAGUCGUACGCCGGCCUGCUCCCCAUUUCCGACAAGGCGAACGAGACGAGUGAGCUCUACUUCUGGUUUUUCCCGUCUGAGAACGAAGCUGCUACCGACGAGAUUGUCAUCUGGCUCAACGGUGGCCCUGGAUGCUCGUCUCUUGAGGGCUUCUUCCAGGAGAAUGGUCCUGUUCUGUGGCAGUAUGGCACCUUCAAGCCCGUCAAGAACCCUUGGACUUGGGUCAAUCUUACAAGCAUGGUUUGGGUCGAGCAACCCGUUGGUACUGGCUUCACUCAGGGUAAACCCACCGCGACCAACGAGGAGGAGGCCGCCGCUCAGUUCCUUGGCUUCUGGAAGAACUUCGUCGACACCUUCGGCCUGCACGGCCGUAAGGUGUAUAUUGCCGGCGAGUCGUACGCUGGUUACUACGUUCCUUACAUCACCGAUGCCAUGCUCAACGAGAACGACACGACAUACUACGAUGCUCAAGCUUUCUUGAUCUACGAUCCUAGCACCUCAUACAACGUUGUUCAGCAACAGAUCCCCGCUGUUCCCUUCGUUGACUACUGGGCACCACUGUUCAACCUCAACAAGACCUUCACGGACGACAUCCACAACCGUGCUGAUGAGUGUGGCUACACCGAUUUCUUCAACACGUACCUGACGUUCCCUCCCACUGGCCCUCUGCCGACCCCUCCCAAUGUUGAUGGCGAAGCUGCCGGCUGUGACCUGUGGGACGACAUCUACUACGCUGUCAGCAGCGUCAACCCGUGCUUCGACAUUUACCAGGUCGCGACUACUUGCCCUCUGCUCUGGGACGUACUCGGGUUCCCCGGAAGCUUUGACUAUGUGCCUGAAGGGGCCGGCAUCUAUUUCAACCGCACCGACGUCCAGAAGGCCAUCAAUGCGCCUGUGCAGGAGUGGGCCGAGUGCUCCAGCGGCGUCCUUGACACCGACACCUCGCCGGCCUCGGGCCUCUCCAUCCUGCCCAGCGUCAUCGAGCGCACCAACGGCCGCUCCAUCAUCGCCCACGGCAACCUCGACUUCAUCCUCAUCGCCAACGGCACUCUGCUGAUGAUUCAGAACAUGACGUGGGGCGGCGCCCAGGGCUUCCAGACUGCCCCGACGGAGCCGUUCUUUGUCCCCUACCACGAAGAGGUCUCGCCGAGCACGUUGGCGGCGUCAGGUAUCAUGGGCACCGCGCACACUGAGCGUGGUCUGACUUGGGUCGAGGUUUCCAUGUCCGGUCACAUGGUCCCGCAAUAUCAGCCUUCGGCCGCUUACCGCCAGCUCGAAUUCCUGCUGGGCCGCAUCGACAGCCUCAACGAGCGGAGUGAUUUCACCACCCAGACGGGUGACUUUGGCAACGGCUUCAACUUCACCAGCGCCAACUCGACGCUGAAGAUGUCGAAGAGGCAGAUGGGUAUCGAGUGGGCGAUAUAA
Diplodia corticola is the source of this 1674-nucleotide messenger RNA. RefSeq names its product carboxypeptidase cpdS. Gene Ontology annotation, molecular function: serine-type carboxypeptidase activity. Lineage: Eukaryota; Fungi; Ascomycota; Dothideomycetes; Botryosphaeriales; Botryosphaeriaceae. The coding region runs from base 1 to 1674 and encodes 557 amino acids. The transcript is spliced from 5 exons. The record is from RefSeq and is a predicted model, not a curated record. Gene Ontology annotation, biological process: proteolysis.